GCUCUCUCCCAAGAGUGUCUUGACUGGAUUGUACUCUCACGAUGGCCUUGGUCAAACAUUUCUUCCUAUCCACGGUGUUCAGCCUCCACAUGUGAUCCUAGCCUUCCGGAUGUAGUGAUCUCCUGACCAUGGAUUCUACCGGUACCUUCGCCAAGGCGCUUGAUGAGUCCCAGGUCCGAGAGCUACCUCAGCUCCAGAGCUUCCGCAUCGCCCCUCUUCGCCAACCGGUAUCCUCCCGCGUGUUGAGCGUACCGUCGCCGCUCGAGCCCGAUGCCAGCGGAGCCCGCGAACCCAGCGCCAUCCCCAAGACGAGCAACUCCUCCGGCGCGCUAUCCACCCGCAACAAUGACCCGAGCGGAGGAGGAGCACCGGAGAGCUCGAACGUCGCGCGGACAACAAAGAAGCCCGGCGAUGCCUCUGCAGACCCACAGCUGAGCCUCGAGCCUCCUCCCAAACCCAUCCUUCCCGCCUUCGUCAAUCUCCGGGCUCUGGAGCGCUUCCCCUACUCCUCCUUCGACGACGACACGCACGCGCGCAAACGCCGCCGUUUAGGCAUCCAUGCCGACUCCUUCGGGGAACACCUGCAGCUUCCCAUCCCCCAGGCCCAGAAGGAACAACGGCCCCCGCCCUUUGGACCGUUUGCUAUUCUGAACGGCCUGAACGAGCCGCCACCCAACGCCGCCCUGCUCCCGCCCAUCGAAGCCGGUUCCAUCUCCCAGCUGCUGUCAAAGCCCUCGCGCGAUGCGUCCGCUGUGGAGCCGUUACUACUUGCGGCCGACUCGUCCUCAGAGAGUCUGAUCGAGAGUGCAGCUGCUAGCCAGAAUGGGGAGAAGAGGGAAGGCAGGAUUGAAGAGAUCCUUGAUUCACCCGUUGCCGCGAGGGAGGAACCCCAUGGCGAGAAGCAUCGUGCCCCGGAACCCAGCCAUCCAGGUCACGAAACGGGGGAUGCGGGAGCUGACGAGCCUGUGGAGGCCCCUGCGCAGGAAGGUACUGCGCCGCUGUCGCCAAAAUCGCGAGGCCGUUCGCGCAAGAACGUUCGCAAGUGGACCGAGGAAGAAACCACCGCGCUACUCCGCGGCGUGGUGAAGUGCGGAAUCGGCAACUGGACGGCGAUCCUCGCCCAACCGGAGCUGGAAUUCAACAAACGGAGCGCCUCGAACCUGAAAGAUCGGUUCCGCGUCUGCUGUCCAUGGGCGUACCGCGCACAGGACCCCAACGAGGCGACCAAGAAACUCCGCGAUACCCUCGCCGACGCUCUCUCGCGGGCCGAGACCGAAGCGUCUGACGGAAUUGCCGGCAAGAUCCGUCUACCAGCCCCCUGGCCCGCUGAUUCAGACCCCCCAGUGGGAGGGACCACAAGCGCCAGCCCAGACGAUCCGCCGUCACCGACAGCGGAAGUCACGCCAAAGGAGCCCCCGCCCCAGAGCACCAGCAAAGGCUCACCCAAAUCCACGCCCACUCUAUCCAGUCGGUCCAAAUCGACCCUUGAAUCCCUCGGUAUCCCGGAGCCGCACUUUACCAUGAAAUCGCGCCGUCGCUCUCGCCGGCCGUUCACCACCGCCGAAGACGAAGCUUUGCUGAAAGGCUACGCCGUCCACGGCUUCCAAUGGACGCUGAUCCAGCAGGACACGCGUCUGAACCUCGGCCACCGCCGCGCAACCGACCUCCGAGAUCGCUUCCGCACUAAAUUCCCCCACGCCUACCGCGACGGCGGCUCCGCCAGCGGCAAGACACUACCCGGCCCGUCCAAGAACUCUCCCAAAUUACAAGAUAGCACCGACAAGUCCCCACCAUCACUACCAUCCCUACCACCACUAAACAACAACAACCUCAACCUCAACCCUACCCCCAAACCACCCGCCUCCCGCGACAAAGACAAAGUCAAAGACAAGGAAAAAGAAAAAGCCAAAGAAGGGGACCCCCUCAAAUCCAAACCCAUCGACCCCACACUAUCACCCCCCGCCCCCCCACACAGUCUCCUCGAAAGCUCAACCGUACUUCCUCUGCCCCCCGCAACAGUGUUAUUCCCGUUUCCUUUGGAUGAAGCUUCCAACGGGGCAUCCGGUGUGGUGGACGGGUCGUGGACGGAUAAUACGCUUGCGCCUAUGACGUGGGAUGAAUUGGCUUAGUUUGCUUGCUUGCUUGCUUUCUUUGCUGUUAAUAUAGCGUUGGUUUUACUCCGUGUUUAGCGUUGCAUUUGGGGUGUAUUUGGAGUUACUUUUUC
This is a messenger RNA of Aspergillus candidus, 2224 nucleotides long. RefSeq lists its product as uncharacterized. NCBI's taxonomy places the organism in Eukaryota, Fungi, Ascomycota, Eurotiomycetes, Eurotiales, Aspergillaceae. The transcript has a single exon. The coding region runs from base 129 to 2129 and encodes 666 amino acids. The record is from RefSeq and is a predicted model, not a curated record.